This is a messenger RNA of Onychomys torridus (southern grasshopper mouse), 2777 nucleotides long. RefSeq names its product Holliday junction recognition protein (gene Hjurp). NCBI's taxonomy places the organism in Eukaryota, Metazoa, Chordata, Mammalia, Rodentia, Cricetidae. Gene Ontology annotation, cellular component: nucleus; chromosome, centromeric region. The record is from RefSeq and is a predicted model, not a curated record. The transcript has 8 exons. Gene Ontology annotation, molecular function: histone binding. Gene Ontology annotation, biological process: CENP-A containing chromatin assembly. Bases 87 to 2156 code for a protein of 689 amino acids.
AAGGCCCUAUCAGCGCGGCGGGCGGCACAUUUGAUCUGUGCGUGGGCUUUAACGGUGCUGAGUCCCGGCAGAGAGCGGCCUGCGCCAUGGAUGCUGAGGGCUUGUCCCAUCUCCGGCUGCUGCAGGAUCUCAAGAGAAGUCGUAGCCGUUUCCAGACGCUCAUGCAGCGGCUCAUAGCGAAGUACAACCAGCCGUUUGAGGACGACCCGCUGGUGCAGAUGGCCACGCUGACCUACGAGACGCCCCAAGGCUUGAGAGUUUGGGGAGGAAAGCUGAUAAAGGAAAGAAACAGGGAACAAACUCAGGACCCUUCCAGGAAGAUGAUUGCCAGAUUACAUAGGCAGAGUCCAGAUGGCAGUGAGCAUUUACAGCCCUGCACACAAGUCCUGGGAGCCGAUUCAGAAAGCAGCAGUGCAGGUACAAGUGUAGAAGAAGAGGAUCUGGCUUGCACCUUGACGCCUACAGUGACUGGAAGCCCUUGGAAAAAUGAUUUAAGAAGGAAGUACUUGGGCCAAGUAGAUAUCCUGCUUCAAGAUGCAGAGUACUUUAAGAACGCAGAGAAGAGAGACACAAAAGACACACUCAUGACUUGGGUGCCUUCCUCACCUGUCACACCAGCCCCCAGAUGCCAGGAUAGUACCUCUGCAGAGAGCUUUGGCAUCCCUGAAGUGUCAGCUUCGUCCUCCAGAGACUCGGCUCCCUCAUACCCUUGCCCAGCUGACAUGGCCAUUAUACCUAGAAAUGACAGCUCUUUACUAGGGACCAGCAGCAACGGCUUAAGCACCCAGUCCCUUGAGGAUGACAUUUGCAAUGUGACAGUCAGCGAUUUAUAUGAAGGCAUGAUGCAUUCAAUGAGUAGGCUGCUGAGCUUAAAGCCAUCAUGCAUAAUCUCCACCAAGACCUACAUCAGCUGUAACUGGAACCUCAAGAGGAGGCUCCCACGUAAGAGUGGGGUGCACAUGAAUAGGACAUUCUGUCACAGGAGCAAGCCCUUCCGGAGGAGCUCCAAGAAGGGGCCCUGCUCAGAGCCAGGGAAAGAGACCAGAAUAUUAAGAGACUGCAAGAAUGUAUUGCACAUUGCUCCCCACAAGACAAACUUAAAACUGGAAAGGGAUUCUCUUGAAGGAAGCAAACUCCAAGUCCAUAAAUUCAGUCCAGCUUGGAAGGAGCUUCAGGUGACACCUCAGAAGUAUUUAGACUUAAACAAGAUGUACUAUCUUGAACGAGAAAACAGAGUGAAGGCAUUGCAUUGGCUAAUUUCACCUGUUAAAGUACUUCCCAGGCCAAGGAUGCCUCCGAGUCAAGCAGAGAAGUGCUAUAGGGAAAUUGGAGUGAAGUUUGACAAACUUCAUCAGGAAUGUUGCCUGUCUCCUGGGAAACAACUUCGCCUGGCUGGCCCCACAGAGUCCUGGGCUGUAGGUGUGUACAGAGGUGGUUCUAGAAGCCCAGGCAGUCCUCAGGGCAUAAAAACCCACAGGCUGAGUUUACCUUUCAACAGAGGAAAGGCAAAGAGAUCAAGUGAGGCUUUUGAAGACCUGAGUGAAAUGUCUGUCAAAGCCAGUAGAUGUCUCCCAAGGAGUGAUCCCACUCCAUCACUGUCAGAAGACAGCGCCUCACAAAGCCCAGGCCAAUCUCAACAGAUGUCUAGCCUUUUUCUUCAAGGACAUAAUUCUGGACCAAUCAGAAAGGCAGUAUCACCCAGUAUAGCAAUUUCAGCACCAUGGAUAGGCCCUCGGGGUUGUGGGAGGAAUCGCUAUGAUGAGAUUAAAAAAGAAUUCGACAGGCUUUAUCAGAAGUAUUGCCUGAUGUCACCUCAGCGGGUGAAGGUGACCUCUCACGUUCCAGUACCUCCAGUGAAAGCUGUUCCUAGUCAGACAGAAGACUUGAGAAAAUUAAAUCCAGACUCUCGAUUCCAGAGUUCCCCCAAAUUGUUAACAUCUCCUGGCUGGAACAUAAGCCCACAGGACUCAAUUCCAGUUGAGGCACACAUGUCUGCAUGGACUACUAGCACUAUUGUGAGAGACCCUCAGUUCCCAACAAAGAGGCGCAAGUUGUCAUACCCUGCCAUGUGUGCACACCAGGCUGAGUCUCAGGAUUCCUCAGAAACCCAAAGCCAUGCUCUGGGCAGAAAAGCAGGCCGACCCCAAGUGUCCUGACUGCGUUUCUCUCUGGUGGGUUUAUGUGCAUCAAAUAGCUGCUGAGGGACAAGACACUAUGGCAGACACUUCUGUUUCUCUUGUUGGAGAGGGGACUCAGGGUGUCACACUUGCUAAGCAGUCUACCACUGCAGCCCCCUGUAGCCACCCAGUCUCUGUCCUGCCACCCGCCCCGCCCUGCAUCACACCAUCACCUCUGUCCUUUCAUGUGGAAUGUUAGUCAUGCCUUGGGCUUCCCUGGCUACCCAGCCAAGCUCAGCCAUUAUUGCUUCUCCAGAUCAUAUUCAGGAUUCUUAAUGGUAUUCUUAGUCUUAAUUUUAGUUAUUUGCCUUGUCUCUACUCCCCUCUCCCCCACAUCUUCACCGUCCGUCCAUACUUCUGCCUCGGCACCCACCCCUGCUUCAAGAGGACAUAGUGUAAACAUGGGUAAGUCCAUGGAUUAGGCCUUAACACAAAACCCUUGGCUUGAUCUUUGGAGCUCUGGAUUUUUUUCUUUUUGGAGGAAUUUUUGUUUCAUUUGGUUUUUGAGACAGGUUCUUACAUAGUAAGGACUGACCUUGGCCUCACUGUAUAUUCCUGAUGGCCUUGAGUUCCUGAUCCUCCUGCCUCUGCUUCCCAAAU